AUGGGCUUGUUCAACCUCGGCAAUCUUGCCUUCGCGGCCCGCCAUGAGCGAACGCCAGAGGAAGCGAAACUGGUGAGACGGUUGGACAUCUUUCUGAUGACGUUUGGUGAUCAAGUGUUAGUCUUGUUCAACUCAAUUUGGAAGACCAACAUCAGCAAUGCCUACGUAUCGGGAAUGAAGGAGGAUCUCAACCUCAUGGGAAACGAGUACAAUUACUUCACGACAUAUUUCAAUGUCGCGUACUGCAUCAUGCUCAUCCCCUCACAAAUCAUCCUGACCUACGUGCGCCCUAGCUACUGGCUCUCCGGCCUCGAGGUUUGUUGGGGCGUCAUCACCGGCAUGUUUGCCCUCGUCAAGAAUGCGCAACAAGUUUACGUUCUCCGAGUACUUCUCGGGCUCUGCGAGAGCAGUGCAUGGCCGGGAAUGAUGACUCUGUUGAUGCAUUGGUACACGCCCUCAGAGCUGGCGAAGCGGAUGGGCUUUUACCACUCUUGCCAAGCUGUCGGAUCCAUGAUGUCGGGAGCGCUGCAGGUCGCGAUCAGAAGUUCCAUGCAUGGACUCCACGGUCUGCCCGGCUGGCGCUGGCUAUUCGUUGUGAACGCCAUCAUGACCGUCGUCGUUGGUGCCAUGGGUUUCUUCCUACUUCCCGACACCCCCAACAACCCGAACCCCCGCGCGUUCUGGUUCAAGAAGGGACACGCCCAGCUUGCCAUGGAGCGGUUGGAGCGUCACGGAAAGGCUGAACCUAAGAAGAUGACGUGGGCCGCGGCAAGGCGUGCAUUCAAGAGCUGGGUCAUUUACUUUCUCCCCGUGCUCUACAUCGCGACAGUCCUUGAAACCUACGGCAACAACUACUUUAACUUGUUCCUGAAGAGCUUGAAGAACCCGGACGGCAGCGCCAGGUGGACCACUUCUGAAGUCAACGCUAUUCCCAUCGGCGCCAGCGCAAUCAAUGUGGUUUUCGUCUGGGUCUGGGCUAUCCUGUCGGAUCUCUUCAUGACACGCUGGACUCUCAUUGUUGUACAAGCUGUAAUCGGUCUUGCCUGCUGCAUCGCCAUGAGCGUAUGGACUUCUCAUCCUACCACAACGCCUCUCGGAGUCGCCUACGCGAGCAACUUCAUUACGUUCACUGCAAUGGGAACUGCUCCCCUGAUCUUCGCGUGGCUAGCCGACCUACUUCCCCAGGACCCCGAAGCCAGAACUCUCAUUGUCGGUGUGUCCAUUGCCGGCUACUACGCCAUCUCCGCUUGGUCACAGGUUCUUGUUUGGCCUGCAACCCAAGCACCGUACUACAAAUAUGCCUGGCAGUCCGCCAUUGCCAUUGGAGUCCUCGUCAUCGUUAUGACUUGUGUGCUCCAUUACAUCGAUAUUAAGUACCUGAGACCUAAGAGAGAAGCCUACAGAAACUCCGUGAUUGAGGCGAUGGAGGCCGAAGGUGUUCACCGUGUAGACUCCGCUGAUGACCUUGGGGUCAAGAAGGUCAAGUCGGCGGCAAUUGUGCCAGAGGUGUGA
Colletotrichum karsti is the source of this 1512-nucleotide messenger RNA. Its product is annotated as pantothenate transporter. Gene Ontology annotation, molecular function: transmembrane transporter activity. NCBI's taxonomy places the organism in Eukaryota, Fungi, Ascomycota, Sordariomycetes, Glomerellales, Glomerellaceae. The coding region runs from base 1 to 1512 and encodes 503 amino acids. Gene Ontology annotation, cellular component: membrane. The record is from RefSeq and is a predicted model, not a curated record. The transcript is spliced from 11 exons. Gene Ontology annotation, biological process: transmembrane transport.